AAGGUUCCCUUGUUAGUAAUUUUUUUCGUGGUUAGGUAUUUGCCUCGAUAAGAAAAACUAUGAAUGCUAGGAAAUGCCUUUUUCAAUUCGAUGGACCAAUUAUGUUACUCUAAACAAAAAGAAUGGAAGCAUUUUGAUGGAUCCCUAAUUCCUAUAUUAUGAGAUCAUCCUCCAAUAAUUGAUGUAAAGUGACACAGCAAUAAUGUGGCAUAAGACGAACGAACAAAAACGACGAGUACCUGAAUCAUGAAAUUUAUGGCUUAUUAUUGUUAUCACCUUGACUAAUUCGUCUUCAUAAGCACAGUCAUCAUUGAUAUCGUUAUAGACCGUCAACAAUAACAAGCUACUACUAAUUCUUAAGACGAUUACAUAUGUUAGUCUCAUUGAGAAUUUAGUAAUUGUCCAUUUUUGGGAGUCUAAUAAUGCAGCAUAUUCAUGCUGUUCCUGAUGAGAUGAUGCGUACACAUAAAUGCGUCACAUGAAUUCAUUCACGAGAUACAUUUUGUUUGGUGAAGUGGUCAAUAAUAUUUCUCCAAGUGAUUUAAAAAUUGAGGUUCUUGGAAAUGUAUCAACAACUUGCUUCUCUGAUCUGCAGUCUAGUUUUCAUAGUUUUGCUCAUCAAUGGAGGAGAUGGUCAAGAAAUAUCAGACGAGUGUCUGGGUUGCAUUUGCCAUGCAAGCAGUGGAUGCAAUAAAAAUCAAGGUUGUACUGAUGGGGGUGUUUGUGGACCAUUUCUUUUAACAUGGCCUUUCUGGGCUGAUGCUGGAAAACUUAUGAUAAAAGGAUCGAAUCCCACAAAUGCUUACAGUGAUUGUUCCAACGAUUUGUACUGUGCGGCAGAGAGCGUAAGAUCCUAUGCACGAAAAUAUGCAAAGGAUUGUAACCAAGAUGGGAUUAUUGAUUGCGAAGAUUUUGCAAGAAUCCACAAAAAUGGACCCGGAGCUUGCGGAGAUUUGCAACUUUUGCAGACGGAAUAUUAUCAAAAAUUUGCACAAUGUAAAGCUAAAGUUAAUCCACAAUGAAAAUGUUCCUAUCCAACUGUUACCACCAAUGUUAGUAAAUAACAUGCAUAAAAUCAC
Messenger RNA from Folsomia candida, 1079 nucleotides. RefSeq names its product lysozyme. The coding region runs from base 564 to 1022 and encodes 152 amino acids. The transcript is spliced from 5 exons. Gene Ontology annotation, molecular function: lysozyme activity. The record is from RefSeq and is a predicted model, not a curated record. Lineage: Eukaryota; Metazoa; Arthropoda; Collembola; Entomobryomorpha; Isotomidae.